AUUUUCAUAAGGUUCUUAGAGCUUUAAACAUGCUUGCACCGACAUUGAUGGCCAAGCCUACAAAUACAGUCCCUGCGAAAAUAAGCAAAAGCACAAGAUUUUAUCCUUACUUCAAGGAUUGUGUUGGAGCUAUUGAUGGCACGCACAUAAAUGCAAUGGUACAAGGUCCUGAGAAGGCUAGCUACCGUAAUCGAAAAGGAGUCAUCUCGCAAAACGUAUUAGCUGCUUGUAACUUUGAUCUUGAGUUCAUAUAUGUUCUGAGUGGAUGGGAGGGUUCUGCUCACGACUCUAAAGUUCUACAAGAUGCUUUAACAAGAAGAACUAAUAGAUUGCAAGUUCCAGAUGGUAAUAGAUUGCAAGUUCCAAAAGAUGAAUUUUCAAGUGAUGAAGAAGAUGAAACAGAUGUUGACAAUGCAAAUCAAAAUUCUGAAGAAAAUGGUGGUGAAGAAAAUGUUGAAACCCAAGAGCAAGAAAGAGAGUAUGCAAGACAUUGGCGAGCAACCAUAGCUGCAGAUAUGUGGAGAGAUGCUACUAAUAUUGAUAUCACUAUGGGAGAUGCAGAACCAAAGAAAAAAAAGGGGAAUAACAAUCCGUGGUCGCCAGAGGAGACUAAGCUGUUGGUACAACUUCUUGUGGAAGGGAUCAAUAAUAAUUGGCGUGAUUCUAAUGGCACAAUGAGUAAAUUAACCGUGGAGACGAAGAUUUUACCAGAAAUCAACAAAGAGUUUCGUCGUUCAAAAAACUACAAUCACUACCAAAGCAGAAUGAAGUAUUUAAAAUUACAAUACCAAAGUUCUCUUGAUCUUCAACGUUUUAGUUCUGGUUUUGGUUGGGAUCCUUCGACAAAAAGAUUUACUGCUUCUGAUGAAGUUUGGGACGAUUAUCUAAAAGCACAUCCGAACAACAAACAACUUCGUUAUGACACAUUUGAAUUUUUUGAAGAGUUGCAAAUCAUAUUUGGGGAAGGUGUUGCUACUGGAAAAAAUGCAAUUGGAUUGUGUGAUAGUACGGAUGCACGUACGUACAAAGCUGGGGAGAAUUCAAGAGAAGAAUAUGUGAGUGAUUUUGACAACGGGUAUGAGUAUGAUACAACAACUCAUCAUGAGUCAUCAGAGCAUUACGCACCAUUCAUGUCUCAUGGAACUUCAGAAAGUCCAACGGAGAAGCUUCCCCCACGUAAAAGAACAAGAUCUGAGAGAAUCGCCAAACAUUCAAUUCACAAAAACCAAACAGAGAACAAACACAAACAAAAUUCGAUUCUAAGAGGAAACUCCCAAAUUUUAAUGGAUCCGUCGGAUUAUUUUGCCGGCGGAAAUCCUUCCGAUCAACAGAACCAGAAGCGGCAGCUUCAGAUCUGUGGUCCUCGUCCUUCACCUCUUAGUGUCCACAAAGACUCUCACAAAAUCAAGAAACCUCCAAAACACCCUGCGCCGCCGCCGAAUCGUGACCAACCACCGCCGUAUAUUCCUAGAGAGCCGGUGGUUAUCUACGCCGUAUCCCCCAAGGUUGUACACGCCACCGCGUCGGAGUUCAUGAACGUCGUCCAGCGACUCACAGGGAUCUCCUCUGGAGUUUUCCUCGAAUCUGGCGGCGGUGGAGAUGUUUCACCGGCGGCGAGGCUAGCGUCGACGGAGAAUGCUAGUCCAAGAGGAGGAAGAGAACCGGCUGCGAGAGAUGAGACGGUGGAAAUCACUAUGGAAGAAGCAGCUGAGUUUGGUGGUUAUGCUCCGGGAAUUCUCUCGCCAUCUCCGGCGAUGUUGGCAACAGCUUCUGCCGGGAUAUUCUCUCCGAUGUAUCAUCAAGGUGGGAUGUUUUCGCCGGCUAUACCACCGGGAUUAUUCUCGCCGGCGGGAUUAAUGUAUAGUCCUGGUUUUGCUAGUUUGAUCGCUUCUCCAACAUUUGCUGAUGUCUUUAGAAAUAUUUGGGAUCCUUAGAGAAAAAGUUUAGAUUUUUCAUUUGCUCUGUAAUUUUUUUGUAUUAUUAUGUAUUUUGACAUAUCCAAAUAUCCAAUGUAGCCCAAAGGGUUUAAAAUGAGCUUCAUGUAUAAAAAUUUAACUUUCAA
Molecule: messenger RNA, 2062 nt
Organism: Arabidopsis arenosa
Lineage: Eukaryota; Viridiplantae; Streptophyta; Magnoliopsida; Brassicales; Brassicaceae
Source: the annotation of a GenBank genome assembly